Messenger RNA from Symbiodinium natans, 738 nucleotides. NCBI's taxonomy places the organism in Eukaryota, Dinophyceae, Suessiales, Symbiodiniaceae. The record is from the annotation of a GenBank genome assembly.
AUGUCGGGCCUCCCUUGCCCACUGCGCCUGGCGACGAGGCCACUGCCCGCGUCACUGAAGCCGGUGGUGCGGCUGCCCCCACGCACCGGCCCCUUCGGGGCUUUCGACACCUUUGGGUGGCGUUGGGGGCCGAACCUCACCAUCGACGAGAACCUGCUUCGGCUGGCGCUGGUGGUGCGGUUCAACUGCCUUCGGGUGGCCAACUACACUUCGGGGCGUUGCAGUGCCAUCAUGGCGCGCCCCCCGCGGCAACUCAAUGAGACGCACGUCGAUAUCGAGGUGGUCGGCUUUGGCAUCAACGCGCCACCUCGCUUCGCCCCACGACGGGUGGCCCAUGAGACGAAGGUGCCAGGCGUGCGCCACUUUUUCCAGGGUGCCGCCAACAACGAGAUCCAUUCAGAAAUGCAGAUCAUCGGCCGUUGUGCCCGCGAGGGAAUCCCAGUUCGAGGCGCAUGGUUCUACAUCGCGCUCGCUCCCUGCUGGGACUGCUGCAAGGCCCUGGUGGCGGCCGGCGCCGCGAGGGUGCUCUUCAAAGGAAGGGGCCGACGCGCACCAAAGCCCAUGAAGGCCAACUCACGGGAGCAGCUGUUUGCUGAGGCCAAUGACAUGGCUUGGGUGCACGCCGAUUUCAGCGAAGAGCGCGAGGCCUACGUGGAUGCCAUGUGGGAUGCCUACAAACAGGAGCUCGGCCUGGAUCGCGCCGCCGUGAAAGCGCAAGCCUCCGCUGAGCCACUGUGA